AAGACCUCCUGUGCAUCAAGUCGCGUUCGUUGUGCGUUCAGAAAUUUAAAAAAAUUGCCAGUAUUCAGUUUGCGCUCACCCACACUAUUAAGUGGUUUCAUCUUAAAAAGUCUUGGAGUACAAAAAAAUGAAGUACAAAUCGAAGUAGCUAAAUCAACGAAAUGAAGCGCUUGCAUCCCUCGCCUAGAAGAUAAACUCGAAAGUCGACUUUUUUUUGUUUUCCAUCCGGUUGAUCAUGAAUGAGUUCGACGGCGUUGAUAAUUUUACCCAAGAAGGAAUGUCAACAACUAGCAUCUAUCUGGAGGCAACCAACGAUUCAGAUCUGCACAAUGGAACUGACUUUGGGAUGGAAUACGAAGAGUAUAUCUAUGAUAAAGUCUACAUUAGGAUUAUAUUCAUCUCGCUCUACACUGUCGUCUUUUGUCUGUGCUUUUUUGGAAAUUUGCUGGUUAUUUUGGUCGUGACAUUAAGUCGACGACUUCGAUCAAUCACCAACUUCUUCCUGGCUAAUCUGGCUGUAGCCGACUUCUGUGUGGCUGUUUUUUGCGUCUACCAAAACCUGUUUAUAUACUUCGUCGACAGCUGGAUGCUUGGCGAGUUUUUGUGCAAGAUGUACAUGUUUAUCCAAUCACUUAGUAACACUGCAAGUAUUUUUAUCCUCGUUAUCAUUUGCAUCGAGAGAUAUUUUGCUAUCAUUUACCCCAUAACUUGCAAACAGAUCCUCACGCCGAGACGACUUAGGUUAAUCAUUUUAGGAGUCUGGAUUACAUGCAUCCUCUACAGCGCUCCAAAAUUUUAUUGGGGUAACACUGUAACAGUCCCCACGAAAAACAUGACAGAGACUAUGUGUGUCUUGAACAGGACGAAGUAUAAUUCGGAAUUGUUCGACGUGACUCAUUUCGUUUUGUUUUACAACAUCCCUCUAAUUAUUAUGUCGUUGCUCUAUUCGAGGAUUGCAAUUUGUCUCUGGAAUAGCUCUCAACAAUUGAAAAAACAACUCAACGCUUCCACCAACUCUAAUCAGUAUCAGGGAUUGUGUCAACGACAAUCCAGUCGAUAUCGAAGCGAUAAAAAGGUGGCCAACGGCGCCGGCGACGCCAAACUCUUGCAAAACUCCUCAUCGAAUAUGCCUGCGAAUUCGAGCCAGAACGUCCUUGCGGCUCGCAGAGGCGUAAUCAAGAUGCUCAUAAUCGUCGUUUGUGCUUUUGCCGUGUGCAACUUGCCCUUCCACGCGAGAAAAAUGUGGCAAUAUCGGUCAUCCAAUUAUCACGGGGAUACCAACUUCAGCGCCCUCUUCACCCCAUUAACUUUCCUCGCCACAUAUUUCAACUCGGGAGUCAACCCUUUGCUUUACGCCUUUCUAUCAAAAAACUUCAGAAGGGGCAUGAGGGAGAUCCUGCUGUGCUCUUGCCGCAGGAGGAGGCAGCAGGGAAAUCGGAACCAUCUGAGUUUGCAUGUGGGCAUUCAGAGGCAUGCGUCCACAAGAUCCACCGUCAAAGCCAACGCAACAACGGUCACGAUUGUGAAUAAUGACCACAGUUCAGAAUGUUCACAUGAUGUAUGAGGUUGCGCUUCCUGUCUCUACUGUUCAAAAUACAGUUAAAGAGACAGAAAUGAAAUAAAAGUGUUUGUAUAUGAAAACAGUUUUAUGUUGAGGAGCUUUAAAAUGUUACAAGUUUGUGAAUUUGAUGUGAUGUAAUAUUCUAAAACUGAGCAUUGCAGUAAUAAUGACUCAGUUAUAAAAUAUUACUUAUCUGUGUUUGUAAAUACUUAAAAUGAAUUUAAGCAGUAUGUAUUUUCCUACUUGUUUCAAA
Tribolium madens (black flour beetle) is the source of this 1814-nucleotide messenger RNA. RefSeq names its product trissin receptor-like. The transcript is spliced from 8 exons. Gene Ontology annotation, cellular component: plasma membrane. Gene Ontology annotation, molecular function: neuropeptide Y receptor activity. Gene Ontology annotation, biological process: G protein-coupled receptor signaling pathway. The record is from RefSeq and is a predicted model, not a curated record. Lineage: Eukaryota; Metazoa; Arthropoda; Insecta; Coleoptera; Tenebrionidae. The coding region runs from base 236 to 1564 and encodes 442 amino acids.